AUGCUUUACAAAACACAACUCUGCUCCUUCUACGCGAAGGGAAUUUGCGCUAGAGGAAAUAAGUGCAGCUGGGCUCAUGGUGAGUUGGACGUUAGACCCAUGCCAAAAUUUUACAAGACAAGAAUGUGCUAUACAUUUCUAUCAGGAAGUUAUUGCGAAGCGUCCAAGUGUACAUUUGCACACACAGAGGAAGAACUGCGAGGAUCUGGAAAGGCCCUUCGAUUAUGCACCAAGUACUUUUUGGAUGGAUACUGCGCCAAAGCAGACAAAUGUCCAAUGGCCCACAACAUAAACCAACUGGACCCCUCCGUGAAGUUCUCUAGUACUGAAUUAAUGAACAGAAUGUACAAUGAUGAAGUGGACGAUGAAGGAGAGGAGCCCAAUUUUUACCAACGGAAAUCGAAUAAGAAGAGGGACGAAAGUGGAAGCAACAAGGGAGACAAUUGCAGUGCUAACAUUAACGGAGGAGAUCCCCACAAAGUGCGAAACAAUAUAUACAACGUGAAGGACAAGGAGGAUAUUUCCCCUGAUGACAAUAGAAAUCGUUAUGCAGUAAUAAGCCAUUUAGAACAAGUGGAAAAGGAUGCACAGUGUUUCCACAGAAACACUUUUAAUUUUUUAAAAAAUCACGGGAAGAAGACGUACAGUGAGUAUCUGCUCGGGGAGAGUGGGGAGAUCGAGAGAGAUGCCCAAAAAAGCAGAGGCGCGAAGGGAAACAGCUUUUCCAAUAUGAAUUUUACCCCCAAUGGAGGGUUCGAUCAGAAUGAAGAUGUUGCAAAAGCCAGAGAGAGCGUAUCAUACAGAGAGUUCACCUAUGAUGCUAAUAGUUUUGGACGUGAAGGUGAAGGUGUGCCCGCGAAGUACUUUGCAUAUAGACUGAACGGCGUGGGCGCGAUGAACGGAGACCACCUAGGCAAAGCAAAUAUAUCCAGUGAGAACCAGGAAAAUGGAUUUUCCCCCACAGAAAAUGUGUUCCUCCCUAGUAGGGAUGAUUUUGUUUGCAAUUUUGGGACCAUGAACAAGUUGGAUAAAGGAAAUGUGCACUCGAGCAUGGGAUCAAACAUGGGAUCAAACAUGGGCUCAAAUAUCAUCCACAACAUGAACUCCAAUUUGAAAAUUGACAUGCUGAACGGAAUGGAGAGAUAUAAGAAUCUGAACUUACAGGCAGAAAACUAUUUUUUCAACAAUAUAAAAAAGAAGGAGUAUCCGGAGAAUUCCCUUUUCGACUCCAAUACGACUACAUAUGAACAGGUGAAGAAUGGAUCAAAUUUCUACAGCGACAAUAUGGCGUAUUUGAAUAGGACUAAGGAGAAUAUAGACAACUGUGAUGAUCUAGGAUUGCGUUUUAACUACAACGGUUGCCCUGCCGUUCAGGAGGAUGUUGGUCAUGGGAGCGGAUUUCACGAUGUGGCCAAUUCACAUAACGUGAAUGAUGCCGGUGAUUCGAUCUGCUUCAGCCAGGAAGACAGCUUUAACCGUUUCAGGCUUGAGACCCUGAUCCAGAAUAUGGACAACCUGAGUAUUGCCAAGAAGCAGAUGCCCACGUGCCCUCUAAUGGAAGAAAUAAAUGGGGAAGGAGCCUCUGACGAUCAGCCGAAGGAACUAAAAGACACCAAGGAGGGAGAAAUGACUUCCGAAGGAGAUAUCUACACCGGGGAAAAUAUCAACUCGGAGUAUAACCAUUCGCAUGAGGACUACCCCGAGGACAACAAAGCGGUCCUAAUAAAAUCGAAGGAUCUUCACUCUGAGGGAGAGCAAAUGUACAAAGGCGCCUCCUUAUCGAAAAAUAUAGCAAAUAAUGAAUUUAAAAAACUUAUUUUAAGUGACAAAAACACCAACCAUGGAAAAGAAGAAAAUGGCUACUAUGGGAAAUGCCACAGCGGAGUUGGGGUAAGUGCGACAAAUGGAGCAAAUGGAUUUGUUGGGGGAGGCAGGUAUGCCGACUUGACUUCGAAUGAACUAACCAACCUCUGCAACCCGAAGAACGUCCAAACGAAGAUGACCAAUUUGUACAGUCAUCAGAAUAAUGGAGCCCCAAACAAUAGCCUCGGAAAUGUUAGCAGCGCCCACGACCAAAGGAAGGACGCCCACUACAAGUUAAGUAACCUUUAUAGAAAACUAAAUUCGCAGAAGAACAUGACCGGAGUGAAGACUUCACAAAAGGAAAGUAGCAACUGCAACUUGCCCGAUGUGUUUAAUGACCAACACUACGCCAGUGCAAAUGUGUUUCCUUCACAAGGAGGAGUUGGAGAAAAAACUGAAAAUUAUGAUACUCAGGCAAAGAAGAAUUUUUUUAACUACAUAAAUAACUUCAUAGAGGGAGGUACGACUGCAAGUAGACCAAUAAAAAUGGACAAGGACAGAGUCAUCGAAAACGAGAUAGGUGCCCGUGUGACUGUAGAUAGUAUGUUCCUAACAAAUGGAAGUGAAAUCCCGCGUGGAAGUUGUGAUAGUCGUGAUAGUCUCGGUAAGGACACACUGAUGAAGAACAUUCUGAUGGGCAAGACAAACAUGUACUGCAGCCCCAAUUCCAAUGGCGUCAAUGAAGAUGAAGAAGGCAUAAAAAAUAGAAGCAGUUACAAUUCAAGGGAAAGGAAUAUCACGAAGGGUGAUUCAGAAGGGGAACUGAGCCGAACGGAGGAUCUACAAAAAAUGAUAAUGAACGGAUAUUCCAAUGGUAUUGGUAGCUAUAACAUGGGUGACUUUUUUUUCUUGAAAAAUGAUGGAGACCACCUAAAUGGCUUGACUCAUCCUCAUGGGGAAAAUAUUCCACAGGGUAUAACGGACAGUUUUGCAGAUAACAUGAAUUUGGUUGAUAUGGCUGAGGUGAACUACGGUAGUAUGAGUCCCUCCAAGGUGGGGUUCACUAGGCGAACACAAGAAAAAAACGUGGGUGCAGAAGGUGGCUUGCUGAAUGGGGGAAGCCAUAAUGGAGGGUGCGGACGAGGGACCCAAGGAGAGAACCAAAAUCAAGGCUAUCGCAAUGAUAAUUGUCAUGCGGAACACCCACAUGUAGGCAUGUACAGCUACGCCAACCAUCUGAUGGAAACACACACAAGCAACUCACCCCUGAACCAACACAUAGAUUCAUACGAAAAGGCCUACAAGAGUGAUGAGAGCUUCACCAACUAUGUGCACAACAGUGGUAGGGAAGUGGCAAAAAACAAUUUAGUGAUGAAAAAUGGGAGACGAGGAGAGAAUGAUGAGAACUUUUCAGACGGCAGUAUCCAGGAUAUUAAAAAAAAUACACGCAGUUACAACCCCCUGACGUAUAGGUUCAGCGGGCUCUGCGAAUGCUUAGCCAGAGGGGAGGAAGAAUUGGAGAACGCAGAGGAAUAUGAAGAAGUGGACGAGGAGAAAAGUUCUGAGGAGGAAAAAGUGGUGAAAGAGGAGCGGGAGGAGUAG
This is a messenger RNA of Plasmodium knowlesi strain H, 3405 nucleotides long. RefSeq names its product zinc finger protein, putative. Gene Ontology annotation, molecular function: mRNA binding; metal ion binding. The transcript has 5 exons. Bases 1 to 3405 code for a protein of 1134 amino acids. The record is from RefSeq and is a predicted model, not a curated record. NCBI's taxonomy places the organism in Eukaryota, Apicomplexa, Aconoidasida, Haemosporida, Plasmodiidae.